GUGUUCGAACACGCAGACUCGAAACACAUGCACUAACUAAAACAGAGCCGCAAGCAACUGAAGACUUGCUGGAAGUUGCUCUAUUGCUCGCGCGUUCUCUGCGCCCAGCCCUUGAAACUUGCGCUAUGUGUACACGCGUGCCACUCAUACUGUAAAUAGAAGUGGAAGAGCUGCUGACUUGCCAGGCUACAGUUUAGCGCUUCACCCUGAGCUUUUUGAUGUACCAUGGCCCUGCGCCGUCCUCCCGCAGCGGCCCGCAUUUGUACAGCUAAGAAGGUGUGCCUUACUGUGCUGGCCACCUCUACGGUUAGCGGAGUGUGGCCCCUGGCCGCAAAGGCGCGUAGCAGCGUCGCGGAGCUGCAGAAGCAGCUGACUACGGCAAAGAAGGAGGUGGAGGCGGCGGAGCAGCGGGCGGACGCGGCGGAGCAGCAGGCGGACGCGGCGAAGCAGCAGGCGGACGCGGCGAAGAAGCAGGCGGACGCGGCGAAGAAGCAGGCGAAGAUCCGCAUUUGGGUUGGCACAGCGCUGAGUUACCUGGUGCUGAUCUUCGUGGCUGGCGUCGUUACCGGCAUAGUACCCCGCAUCAUCUCCAGCAAACUGCCGCCCUCCGUUGCGGAGUUCAUCAAGCAGGCUUUGUACCGCUGAUUGCGCUCACAGGGGAAGGAGCUCUGGCUGGCAUUCCUCGGGUCCGCAGUGAGUGCAGCCGCCGUUGCCCAGACAUGGCCAGGUACGACAGACUGGACCACUAGGACCUGCUGGGCCUGGCCCCCGCCUAUGAGGCGUGCGCAUGUGUGUCAAACGCUUUCCGGGAGGUUCACUAGUGAGGGGGGGGGCAGUGUAGGCGGGGAGCUGGUUUUGACGGAUGUAGUUGCUGAGGGAAAAUCAACGCAUGGAUGAGCGCCUGUCAAGGCAUAUGAUGUGGGGAGGGGUGUCGAGGUAGCGAGCAAGGCAACGCAGGGCCACAGACUGCAAUCUGCACCAUAGGCUGCUGUUAUCAUUGAGGCCACAUAUCUUACAGCUGCAUAGGUGCCUCUGUGUGGCAGUGACAUAUGCCAAAGGACCUCCUGUCCCUUGCCGGCGGGUGAAUGAGGGGGGGCUCAGUUCCCGAACUGACAUACUUGCAACUGAACGUCUUCCUCAGAUUGAAAGGGCCAUUGCAUGAUUGUAUGCUGCCUGCCGGGUGGUCCGUGGUGGCCUUCAAGGCGACUACACCUUAGCACCCUAGUAUUCUAGAGCAUUGGCAUUUUUGGAGCAUCCGUGCUUCCUCUCGCGGCUGUUAGAGGUCCUUAAGCGCUGCGGGGUACGUUGGCUAGUGGUGAUUGCCAGUAGUGCUGGUGGUCUGUGGACGGGUGGGCUUGGAUGUGCGAUGGGACAGUGGUAAGGCAGGUUGGUAAAGUCCCGUAGGGUGCAGCUGAUUUCCAUGUUCUGUAACAAAGUCGGUGU
This is a messenger RNA of Chlamydomonas reinhardtii, 1443 nucleotides long. RefSeq lists its product as uncharacterized. The record is from RefSeq and is a predicted model, not a curated record. NCBI's taxonomy places the organism in Eukaryota, Viridiplantae, Chlorophyta, Chlorophyceae, Chlamydomonadales, Chlamydomonadaceae. Bases 226 to 645 code for a protein of 139 amino acids. The transcript is spliced from 3 exons.